Zonotrichia leucophrys gambelii is the source of this 2675-nucleotide messenger RNA. RefSeq names its product arrestin 3 (gene ARR3). NCBI's taxonomy places the organism in Eukaryota, Metazoa, Chordata, Aves, Passeriformes, Passerellidae. Gene Ontology annotation, molecular function: G protein-coupled receptor binding. Gene Ontology annotation, biological process: signal transduction; visual perception; G protein-coupled receptor internalization. Bases 754 to 2328 code for a protein of 524 amino acids. The record is from RefSeq and is a predicted model, not a curated record. The transcript has 15 exons.
GCUCUGUGUCCCACCCACCAGGGCUGGCUGGUCCUUCCCUCUUGGUUCAGGGAGGGUGAAUCCUGCCUUCACCCCACCCUCCUGCACAGCAGUGUCCCCAUGGGGAGGGUGGCCUCUGUGCCCUGGGCCAUGGCAGGUCACCUCUAGGUGAGCAACCUCAUGGGCACCUUGGCCAUGCAGGGAGCUGCUUGUGCCUCCAUCCUCCUGUUAUCCAGCCAGGAAGGGGAGGGAGAGCUCCAGGCUGGUCCCUCCUCUGCUACCUCCAUCCAAGCCCAUGCCCAGACCCAUCCCACCUCCCCUUGCCAUGGGAGCAGCUGCAGAGAGCCCCUGUGGGAAUCCACACUCCUUCCCACCGGGAGCAGAGCUUCCACCUCAAUUACCAUCACCUUGCUCCUAAGCCCUCUUUGCCAAUCCCUCUAAGCUGCUUUCCCAGGGCUCCAGCAAGGGAUUGUAUUUAUAGCCCACUCUUACUCAUGCAGCGUCUCCCCAAUUAAUCAACUAAUAGGAUUCUUCCCUCAAGUCCCUCUCCUGGAGCCCUCACAGACACACAGCCCCCCCAGCCCAGCCAAGGCUGAGUGGGCGAGAUCAGAUGCCAGGGGAGGGACAGCCAGGGGGGAUAUAAGAACCUGCAGCACUGGGAGCAGCCUGUAGUGACUGGGUGGCACUGGGAGCUGCUGGGCGAGCAAGAGGAGAGCGUCUGUCUGUCCAUCCAGCUGCCAGAUUUCCUUGUGGACAUUCCUGCACUGAGCUAAAAUGGGAGACGGAUCAAAGGUUUUCAAGAAGACCAGCCCCAACAGCAAGCUCUCCCUGUACCUAGGGAAGAGAGAUUAUGUGGAUAACGUGGAUUCAGUGGAAUCUGUAGAUGGUGUCUGCCUGAUUGACCCGGAGUACCUGAAGGACAGGAAAGUGUAUGUGACGCUGACCUGCGCCUUCCGCUACGGCCGCGAUGACCUCGACGUGAUCGGCCUGACCUUCAGGAAGGACAUCUAUGUGCUGACCACCCAGCUGUACCCCCCUGUGCCAGACCAGGCCCCCAAAACCCUCACUCCUCUGCAGGAGAAGCUGAUGAAGAAGCUCGGGGAGAACGCCUACCCCUUCACCUUUGAGGUAAGGGCUGCUCAGCCCCUCCUGGACAUGUGGCUCAGCUCUGAGCACGCCCUUUAUCCUCUUUUUUCUCUCUUUCCCUGCUCUGCCCAGAUUGCCACCAACCUGCCCUGCUCCAUCACCCUCCAGCCCGGGCCAGAUGAUGUGGGAAAGGCCUGUGGCGUGGACUUCGAGGUCAAAGGAUUUUGUGCUGAAAAUCUGGAGGAGAAAAUCCACAAGAGGAACUCGGUGCGCCUCAUCAUCCGCAAGGUGCAGUUCGCCCCGGCACAGACAGGGCCGGCCCCGCGAGCCGAGACCACCCGGCAGUUCAUGAUGUCAGACAAGCCUCUGCACCUCGAAGCUUCCCUGGACAAGGAGAUCUAUUACCAUGGAGACCCCAUCAAUGUGACCGUCAACAUCAACAACACCACCAACAAGGUUGUGAAAAAGAUUAAGAUCUCAGUGGAUCAGAUCACAGACGUGGUCCUGUAUUCUCUGGAUAAAUACACGAAGACUGUGUGCUCUGAGGAGAUAAAUGAGACUGUGGCUGCCAAUUCCACCUUCUCCAAAACGUACGCGGUGACCCCCCUGCUCUCCUCGAACCGCCAGAAGCGAGGCCUCGCUCUCGAUGGCAAACUCAAGCACGAGGACACCAACCUGGCCUCCACCACCAUCCUGAGACCUGGCAUGGACAAGGAGGUGCUGGGCAUCCUGGUGUCCUACAAAGUGAAGGUCAACCUGGUGGUGUCCCGAGGAGGCAUCCUGGGGGAUCUCACUGCCAGUGAUGUUGGGGUGGAGAUGCCUGUCAUCCUCAUGCACCCGAAGCCUGAUGACUCGAGGAGGACAUUGUCAUCGAGGAAUUUGCUCGCCAGAAGCUCAAGGGGGAGAAGGAUGAUGAAGAUGAGAAGGAGGAAGCUGAGAAAGAGGAGAGCUAAGCUGCCGGCCCCCCAUGCCCCAGUUUGGGACACAGCCACCUGUAGUGUCCCCACUGUGCCACACCUGGCACAGCCCCCUCAGGCCCCCACAGUCCCCAUAGGUGCCCCCUCCUCACCCACUCCAAGCCCAGGUAGUGGUGGUGAGAGCUGCUGCAGCUCCUCCCGGGCCCGCCACGCUGCCAAGCCCCACGGUGCUCCCUGUUCCCACGGGCACCAGCACAGGGACAGGGACAGGGUCCAAUGGCUCCGGCUGAGCGCCUCACCAGCGUGGCUGUCACCUGCCCGUGACAUGUUGUGCACAGCUCUGUGACAUUGAUACCAAUAAACCCACCCGGUGGCCCGGUGCAGGCUCCGUGUUGUGCUGGGGGGGACCAGACGCUGCCUUCAUGCAGGGGAGGGGAGGACGAGGUGCUGCAGGAUCUGGUGCGGCCACUCCCGGCCGGGCCCAUCCCAGGUACAGCCGAGCCAUCCAAGGUAGGGCUGGAUGCGUCCUGCUACAGCCGCAGGAUCUACAACCCCGCCGGUACAGGCAGCCCCAUUCCGCUACAACCAGAGCGCUCCAGCCCAGCUCCAGCCGGAUCCGUGCCGCUACACCCGGCUCUGCUGAAACACCCCCGCCACAGCCCGGGCGCAUCCCGCUCCACGCCGCAGCAUCCU